Messenger RNA from Dermacentor albipictus, 3953 nucleotides. Its product is annotated as endothelin-converting enzyme-like 1. Gene Ontology annotation, molecular function: metalloendopeptidase activity. The record is from RefSeq and is a predicted model, not a curated record. NCBI's taxonomy places the organism in Eukaryota, Metazoa, Arthropoda, Arachnida, Ixodida, Ixodidae. Gene Ontology annotation, cellular component: plasma membrane. Gene Ontology annotation, biological process: protein processing.
GCGAUCUAUAAGACGGUGUCGCGAGGGAACGCAGCAACCAACACUGCCGGGCCGGCCCGAUCGUACUCGCCGCGGUUUGAUCGGUGUUCCCUCACGCCUCGGGCGGGAUUCGGCGUCCCCACCGGAGGCCCGCAAUUACCCGCUCCAGCGGCCAGGUCGGAUUCCCCCCCAGCCACGACUACUGCUAUACCAACGUCGCUGCAGCCGCUUCUUAACAGCUUCUGGAAAGCCGUCGACUUGGUUCGUUCGGCGCCGCGACCUCGAUUGCCGGCGGCUUGGCCGACACGUCCACGUGAUGUCGACGCACUCUGAACGGCACGCCGCCACCGGUAAGCCGUGAAAGCGGUGCCGGCUAAAAAGAGCUGAGAGACGAAGGGAGAGAGAGGAGAGAAACGACGCAAAUGGACGAUACCACCGAGAACUGGCCCCGGCGGCUGCUCCGGCAGCGGGUUGUUCGGCUGACGUUAGCCUGCAGUUCGAUGUUCGGCGUGAUCGCAAGCGCAGUGGUCGCGGCCGUACUCGCCUACAGCGGCAACCUGCCCGGAUUUCGCAAGUUCCCGCUAAGAACGUGCGACUCUGCCGACUGCCUCCACGUGGCCGAAAUAAUCAGGGCUGCGGUCAACGCGUCGGUCGACCCGUGCCACGACUUCUACGAGUACGUCUGCGGCUCCUACGGUGACGUGGCCACGGUGGACCAGAUUAUGGCUGUGUCUCUACGCACGGACAGCAUCUUCAAGGCAAUGCUGAGCGCCUCACUGGCCAACAGGACUACGCCGCCAGUGUCCUCGGCUGGCCGCAAGGCUAACGCGCUCUACAAAUCCUGCCUAGAUGUAGUUGCCAAGAAGCAGAAGGACCUGCCUGUACUCAUGGGGUUUCUGGGCGCCCACGGCUUGGAACUGAGCUCAUUGGACGCAAAAGAAAGUGCCCUGGAAGUCAUAUUCCGGCUGUACUUCCGGUAUGGCAUCACGGCUGUCUUCGCGUUCAACCUGGCCGAGUUCAUCACGAGGAACUUCAAGCGCGAACUUCUGCUCCGAAUCGACAAAAACCUGGAGGCAUGGUAUAACUAUCGCUCGAAGUUGAUACAAACGAACUCUAUCAGGUACUUUAUGACCGCGUUCUUGAGACAAUACGGAGACAAAUUGAGCACGAUCAUGGAGACUAUUUACGCUACGGAGACCAAGGCUCACAUUGCCUUGCGGCAGCUCUCCACCCGCUUCGGUCGGAACACCUCCAAUUUCUACUCGGUGGUAAUUAGCUACAUUGGCACUUUCACACCAAAUACGGUGACGCGCGAGGAAUGGACGCGCUUGAUACUGAAGUACGCCGGCACCCUGUACACGGCCAACGACCGGAUCCUCGUGGAAAAGCGAGCGAUGACCUACCUGCAGACGUUGUACGCAACCAUCGGAUCGAAGGGGCUCAAGCUCCUAGUGGCCUGGAGCCUACUUCGCACCUACGCCGGAUACGCAGACGAGUCGGUGGCUACUUUCCUCUAUGGCAACUACGAGCAAGAGUGCCUGACGCGAGUAGACAGACUCAUGCCAGUGGCCCUCCACGCCGAGCCGCUGUUUGCGGUGGCGCCUGCCGAGUCAGUGCGAGCGGCGUACGAAAUCGCGGCCAACGUCAGGAAAGGAGCUAAGACAAUGUUCGCCGACUCUGCGUGGCUAGACAGCCGUGCCAGAGCGGUAGCCCUCAGCAAGCUUUCCCGCAUGGUCUUCCACAUGGGCUACCCGGACGGCCAGGACUCGCCAUCUGCCCUGGACUCAUACUACGAUGACCUCGCCUACCCGUCGGGACCGUUCUUCACUGCGUGGCUGAACGCUUCGCGGCAGCACUUUCGCAAGCUGCUCGACAAGAGCACGGGCCCGGUGUUCGUCGUGAACGAGGUCAACGCCUUCUAUACCACAGGUACCAACCAGAUCGUCGUGCCCGCGGCCUUUCUGCAGCGUCCACUGUUCGUGAGAGGCGCGCCGGCCUCGUUCAACUACGGCAGCCUGGGACACGUCAUCGGCCACGAGAUCAUGCACGCGUACGACGUGCGCGGCAUCAACAUCGACGAGGAGGGGUUCGCGGUCUCCUGGAUGCUGCCUGCGUCGUUGGAGCGCUACGAGGACAGCGCCCGCUGCGUGCGGAAAGAGCACGACAGCGUCCUCGCCUGGCGCUCCAUGGUCUUGGUGGACGAACUGGACUCGGAGAACAUCGCCGACUUCGCGGGCGCCCGCGCAGCGUACCAGGCGUUCCGCAGCCUCUCGGGAAGCGUGAGGUUCGUCCGAGUGCCGGGACCAUUUUAUCCGGAGCAGCUCUUCUUUAUCGGCUUCUGCCUCAAGUGGUGCGAUAGCCACUUCUACCGCAAGAGCAGGGGCAGGUACGCGCCGGGGUACGCGAGGUGCGUGGUGCCCCUCCGCAACAUGCGCGAGUUCGCCGAGGCGUUCCACUGCGAGCGCAACACGCGCAUGAACCCGGAGAACAAGUGCUCCUUCUGGUGAACGCUCGUGCAAACUCAUAGCCAUUCUACGCGAGGCAUCUAGAGUGAUGACAGCCGCCUGCGCGCGCACGUCGGUUUGCCUUCUGCCUCCGAACACUGUCAGUGGCAACUGCCGUCUGUAUAGUUACGCACGCUUUGUUGGCUUGGUUUCCUCUGCUGCGAACUCCUUUUCAUUUCCAUUGCGUAUUACCCCCUGUGUGUUUCGGCCGUACGUUGAGUGUUGCACGCUUCUCGCCGAGCGUUUUGAAUGCCCCCUUCAAUUACGCGCUCGGUGUUAAUGCGCGCGUGCUUUGUAGAGGAGUCACGCGGUUGAGUUGCGCACGUCGUGACUCCCGGAAGUCACGCUUUAUUCUUCAAAUUUCCUUGUCGCCGCCAGUCGUGCUCGUUGGCGCGCAAACACCCGACUACGCCGCCUUCAAUUCGUCCGAACGAUCGAAUAAUCUGACGAAAUCUGUCACGCACUUUCUUCCGGCCGGUUCUUUCCAGCUCGCGUCUAUUUGCAUCGAGCGCCACCGCAGCUGCACUUUCUCUAAUGGCUACGUCGUUACCUCCCGGGUUUCGCGAGCACCGUGCUGCUGGUUGUGCUCGAGUGGCUCGAUUCGAAACGGCGUCUCCCGUUGUUACUCCGAAUGUUUACUCGUGAUCAUUUUUAGCGAGCCAGUUUGGCCGCACUGUUGACAACCGGUGCGCCGGUGACCUCGCGACUCCCGUAGCUCGGCAUCUGCUCAUCAUCAUCACUGUCCUGAUUGAUUUAUGUCCCGCUGAAUAAAAACUGAAAGUAACAAGCCGGCGGAAAGUGUUCGCACACCGAUGCGCUAAGCGAGUGCGCUGGCACUAACAGCUUGAAUUCCGAGUGCACAACUGUAACAUCUCCCUGUGCGAGCCAUGGCAGCAGUGUCGGUAUUGAACUACACUCGUUUCCACCCCAGCAGCAGUCGCAUUGACACGUGUUUCCAUGAGCUAUAUGGCUAAUGUGCUUACGAGUAGUCUUACGCCGUAAUCUAUUAGCGUAGCACGGUGGGAACUUGCCCACCUGCUCCGCGCCAGAAGUUUCAGACAUGCGGAAAGUUGGCGCCCUUGAUUAAACGAUGCAGCUCUCACGCGCUCAUGAUAAAUCAUGCAAAUACCGAUGACCCAAUACAGUGUGACGACGCUUCGUGUGAUAUAGACAGUCAGAAAACAAGCGCCUGUUAGGCACUGCUAUUCGGAAAAUUACUGCGAUAACUAUUGAUCGAGGUUGCCUGUUGUGCAUAAUAUUCAUGAAUGUCGCGUAGCUCUGAUGUUUAUUAGUUUCACAGUGCCGAUUUUGUUCUCGUACUUGACCAAACCUUACGUUAUGAGGCUUUAGCUUAUGCGGUUUCACAAGGCAUGACGAAUUUGUUUCCGAAAGUUUGCAUAACUAAUCUGUCGCAUGACUCGUCCUGGACAUUUACGCCACGCGCUCGAAUUGUUUACAUCCUUCAUCGAC